AUGGAGAUACAAGAAGGAGCUGUGGAGCUGGAGCCCAAGCCCUGCAGGCAGCUAGCCCAGGCUGCAAAGGAGCCACUAGCAUCCUCUGGACUGCGCUGGCCACGCUCACGGCUGCAACAAGAGGGGCUCUCACGGCGCCCCAAAGCCCAGAGGGCUAAAGGGCCGCAGGCUUUGAAGACCUUGCCCGGGGUCACGGCAGCCCCAGACCCUGUUGAGAGCAGCCCCCAUCUCCCUGAGCUGUCACCCGAUGAUGAUGCAGAGGCCUACCUGGCCUCAUUUGAACGGGUGGCCGAGACGUGCCGCUGGCCUCGCAGGGAGUGGGUGACACGGCUGGUGCCGGCACUGAGUGGCAAAGCCCAGCAAGCCGUGAGCAGCCUGGCAGCAGGGGACGCGGGGGACUACGGGAAGGUGAAAGCGGCCAUCCUGCGUGGUUGCAGUGUGGGCACGGAGAUGCGGCGGCUCCGCUUCCGGCAGUUUCGAUACCAGGAGGCUGCGGGGCCACGUGAUGUCUACCAGCGCCUACGGGAGCUGUUGCACUGCUGGCUGCAGCCCGAGAUGCGCACCAAAGAGCAGAUCAUGGAGCUCCUCAUCCUUGAGCAGUUCCUCAGCAUCCUCCCCGAGGAGAUCCAGAGUUGGGUCUGGGUCCGGCACCCCGAGUCAUGUGCCCAAGCCGUGGCCCUGGCCGAGAGUUUCCAGCUGGGACAGCAAGAGGCCAGGAUCUGGGAGCAACAGGUCACAGUGCGCGUGAAGGUCGAGGAGGUGACCCCAGAGGACAUGGGGAGUCCUGAAAACGUGUGGGAGUCUCAGAGUCCCCCAUCAGAGCCACCUCAGCUCAUCUCUGAUGACAAUUCCCAGGAGCAAGUGGCACGGAGCAAGUUCAAGUUUCCCCAUGUCCCUGAGGAUGACGUGCAGAGCCUGCAAGAAACAGGUCCCGGGAUGGGAAGCAGAGGAGAAGACCAGACCAUUUUGCAAAGGCAAGAGACUCUGCAUCUACCCAGGGCCCUCCAGGGUGGCUCUGAUGGGAUUGUGGUCCAGAAACCCAUGCAAAGAGAGAUCUACAGGAGGCAGAAAGGGAUCCCACGGGAUCCCUCAGUCUUCCCGCAACCCCCUAGCCAAGGGCUGCUGGGGACUGUGAGGGACAUCAGGAGUCAGGAGAAUGGUGCCCACCGGCCAGAAAAGCCCCACCGCUGCCGUGACUGUGGGGAGCGUUUCUGGGUGAAGCACGAGCUGGCAGCACACAUGAAGAUGCACGAGAAGGAGCGUCCCUACCCUUGCGCCGAGUGUGGGAAGAGCUUCAACAGACUGACUCACCUCAAGACCCACCAGCGGACCCACACAGGGGUGAAGCCCUACUCGUGUGGUGAGUGCGGCAAGAGCUUCGGGCAUCUCUCGACACUGACCACCCACCAGCGCCUGCACACAGGUGAGCGGCCCUACUCUUGCGGUGCCUGCUCGAAGACCUUCACCAACCCCUCAGACCUCAACAAGCACCAGCGCUCACACACGGGUGAGCGGCCCUACCCCUGUGCCGAGUGCGGCAAGCGCUUCAGUCAGCAGUCCAACCUCACCAUGCACCAGCGGAGCCACACCGAGGAGCGGCCCUACCCCUGCAGCGAGUGUGGCAAGAGCUUCAAGUACUUGGCGGACCUCACGGUGCAUGAACGGUCGCACACAGGCGAGCGUCCCUUCCCCUGCCCGCAGUGUGGCAAGAGCUUCAGCAACAAGUCCUCCCUCGCUCGACACACGCGGAUCCACGCCAGGGCUGCGGCCAGGAAUAAGUGACAGGUGGCCAGCUACAGGUGCCUGCUCCUACAGGCAACGGACAGGAAGAGGAGGGCAAAGCCACUUCAUCCCUACUCUCUUCACUUGUGCCACUUCCUCGGGCCCUGUGAGCUCUCCAGCGGAGAAGCAGAGGAUGACUAUGGGCUCUUCACCUGAACAUGAGGAUUUGGCGCGCGGGGUGGUCCUGCACUCGCUCAGCCAGCAGCAGAGCAGCCCAUCCCUAUGUUUGCUCCCAAUUUUCUCAACGGUCAUGUGUGAGCCGGCUCUGCCGUGUAUUUUUCUCUUCUGGGAGUUGUCUCCAUGGGUUUUCUCUGUGCCAGGACAUUACUGGAGCUGGAAGCCCGAAGGAGGUCUCACAUGGGUUGCAGUCAAGAUGAGUUGACGAGUGACAUCCUCCCGCUCCCCACUGCCAAGGUCCUGCAAGCCCAGCGGAUCCAAUACCUUCAAGAACAUACUUGGCAUUUCUUGGACGUUUUCUCAGCCAUUCCCUUGGCCAUUCCUUCUGGGCACGUGGUUCUCCUCCAUGCUCCAGCUGAAAGAUCUCCUUCACCGCUGCCCCCAGCUCCUGCCCCAUUGCUGUGCCCAAAGCCUACUGCCCAGACACCCCAUCAUCCCUCUGCCCAGGUGGCCCAUCCCACCAAACUAUGUAUUUCCAUUCACAACUUACUCCUUAUUCCUUUCGAUAUUUAUUCAUUACUCCCUUGGCUUUCCUCACCCACCACCCCCCUUUCUCUAGGCCAGACCCACUUUGGUUCAAGGAAGCUGCUCCAUCUGCCCUGUCCCACCACAGUGAGUGACUCCCGGCCCGUGAUGCCGGUAGCAAACUCCCUGCAUGCAGGGCCUUAAAUUUUGAAGACUGACCUACCUCAUCUGCUGCUUCUCUGAAUUUCCAGGACUUUAUUUGAAUGCCUGAUCACUUGAAACGCGCUUUCUAGCAGUUACUGCUUUGUUUUCUACUUGCGUGCUCCAUGUUUGUGCAGAAAUGUCCUCCCUGCUGCCCUCCAUGGGUCUCUGUUGCCAUCUGCCCUGCUCUAGGUUUAUUCUGCCGUCCUGCUGCC
Messenger RNA from Rhea pennata, 2840 nucleotides. Its product is annotated as zinc finger and SCAN domain-containing protein 31-like. The record is from RefSeq and is a predicted model, not a curated record. The transcript is spliced from 3 exons. Gene Ontology annotation, cellular component: transcription regulator complex; chromatin; PcG protein complex. NCBI's taxonomy places the organism in Eukaryota, Metazoa, Chordata, Aves, Rheiformes, Rheidae. Gene Ontology annotation, molecular function: DNA-binding transcription factor activity, RNA polymerase II-specific; RNA polymerase II cis-regulatory region sequence-specific DNA binding. Gene Ontology annotation, biological process: regulation of transcription by RNA polymerase II. The coding region runs from base 1 to 1782 and encodes 593 amino acids.